Messenger RNA from Peromyscus eremicus (cactus mouse), 4188 nucleotides. RefSeq names its product DNA replication helicase/nuclease 2 (gene Dna2). Lineage: Eukaryota; Metazoa; Chordata; Mammalia; Rodentia; Cricetidae. Gene Ontology annotation, cellular component: cytoplasm. The record is from RefSeq and is a predicted model, not a curated record. The transcript is spliced from 21 exons. Gene Ontology annotation, molecular function: single-stranded DNA helicase activity; 5'-flap endonuclease activity. Gene Ontology annotation, biological process: replication fork reversal. The coding region runs from base 67 to 3255 and encodes 1062 amino acids.
GGCGCUGCGGUUUCCAGGCGCCGCGGCCGCCUUUCGUAGCCGCCUCUCCCGGUGGCCCUGGCAGGGAUGGAGCCGCUGGACGAGCUGGACCUGCUGCUGCUGGAGGAGGGCGGCGGAGCGGAGGCCGCGCCGCGGGCGGAAGUAGUUCAGAAGAAGGUGGAAGCGUUCUUUCCUACGACGGUUCUGAGCCGAGGAGAGGAUAACCGAUACCUGGUGCUAGCUGUCGAGACUGUACAGAGUGAGAGAGGGGAUGAGGAAAAACACCUGGUCAUCACGGCAUCUCGGGAACGAGAACAGCAAGAGCUGUGCAUCCUGAGGAAUGGCUGGUGUUCAGUUCCAGUAGAGCCGGGGGACAUCAUUCACCUGGAGGGGAACCGCACAUCUGAGGCGUGGGUAAUAGAUGACGACUCUGGAUAUUUUAUUCUGUACCCAGACAUGCUGAUCUCUGGCACAAGCGUCGCCAGUAGUAUCCGGUGUGUGAGAAGAGCUGUCCUGAGCGAGACUUUCAGGGUCUCUGAUCCAGCCACUCGCCAAAUGCUCAUUGGUACGAUUCUCCACGAAGUCUUUCAAAAAGCCAUAAGUGAGAGCUUUGCCCCAGAAAAGCUGCAAGAGCUUGCUUUUCAAACUGUCCAAGAGAUCAGGCAUUUGAAGGAAAUGUACCGCUUAAAUCUGAGUCCAGAUGAAGUAAGAAGUGAAGUUGAGGAGUAUCUCCCCUCCUUCUCUAAGUGGGCUGAGGACUUCAUGCGUAAGGGCCCUCCCGCUGAAUUUCCUCAGAUGCAGCUCUCUCUGCCAAGUGAUGGUGGUCACAGAAGUCCGUCUUGUACCGUCGAAGUAACAAAGUCACUGGAUAUUGAAGAAAGCAUCUGGUCCCCUAGGUUUGGAUUGAAGGGCAAAAUAGAUGUCACAGUUGGUGUCAGAAUACAUCGGGAUUGUAAAACAAGAUAUAAGAUAAUGCCACUGGAGCUUAAAACUGGCAAAGAAUCCAAUUCUAUCGAACACCGAAGUCAGGUGGUCCUGUACACGCUGCUGAGCCAGGAGAGACGAGAGGACCCCGAGGCUGGCUGGCUUCUCUACCUCAAGACCGGGCAGAUGUACCCUGUGCCCGCCAAGCAUCUGGACAAAAGAGAACUGCUGAAGCUCAGGGACCAGCUGGCAUUCUACUUGCUGCACCGCGUGAGCAGAGCUGCUUCCGGGGAGGAGACACGGCUUUCUCCCCUGCCACAAAUAAUCGAGGAAGAGAAAACUUGUAAAUAUUGUUCACAGAUGGGCAACUGUGCUCUUUAUAGCAGAGCAGUUGAAGAACAGGCGGACGACACUUCCGUCCCAGAGGGCAUGCUGUCCAAAAUCCAAGAAGAAACACGGCACCUGAAGCUGACACACUUGAAGUAUUUCAGCCUGUGGUGUCUCAUGCUAACCUUGGAGUCACAAUCUAAAGAUCACAGAAAGAAUCACCAAAACAUCUGGUCAAUGCCUGCUUCCGAAAUGGAGGAGGGAGGGAACUGCAUUGGAAACCUGGUCCGGAGCAAGCCUGUGAAGAGAUUUUGUGAUGGACAGUACUUACAUAAUUUUCAGCGGAAAAACGGUGCCAUGCCGGCCACCAAUCUGAUGGCCGGUGACAGGAUCAUUUUAAGUGGAGAAGAGAGGAAACUGUUCGCUUUGUCUAAAGGCUACGUGAAGGAGAUUAACGGGGCAGCGGUAACCUGCUUGCUAGACAGGAACUUGUCGACACUCCCAGAAACAACGUUGUUCAGAUUAGACCGGGAAGAAAAAAAUUGUGAUAUAGAUACCCCAUUAGGAAAUCUCUCUAAAUUGAUGGAAAACACCGAUACCAGCAAAAGACUUCGAGAGUUAAUCAUUGAUUUCAAGGAACCCCAGUUUAUACCCUACCUCAGCUCCGUUCUUCCACACGAUGCGAAGGACACAGUGGCCAACAUUCUGAAGGGUUUGAAUAAGCCUCAGAGGCAAGCCAUGAAGAAAGUCCUUCUUUCAAAAGACUACACGCUCAUCGUGGGGAUGCCAGGGACAGGAAAGACAACUACAAUAUGUGCUCUUGUAAGGAUCCUUUCUGCCUGUGGCUUCAGUGUUCUGUUGACCAGCUAUACGCAUUCUGCUGUUGACAAUAUUCUCUUGAAGUUAGCCAAGUUUAAAAUAGGAUUUUUGCGCUUGGGUCAGUCUCAUAAGGUCCAUCCAGAUAUCCAGAAGUUCACGGAGGAGGAGAUUUGCAGAUCAAGGUCCAUUAAGUCCUUAGCCCUUCUAGAAGAACUCUAUAACAGUCACCUGAUAGUUGCAACAACCUGUAUGGGCAUAAGCCAUCCAAUAUUUUCGCGGAAAACCUUCGAUUUUUGUAUUGUGGACGAAGCCUCUCAAAUCGGUCAGCCCGUUUGCCUGGGCCCCCUUUUUUUCUCUCGGAGAUUUGUGUUGGUGGGAGACCAUCAGCAGCUUCCUCCCUUGGUUCUAAACCGCGAAGCAAGGGAUCUGGGCAUGAGCGAGAGCCUCUUCAAGAGGCUGGAGCGGAACAAGGCGGCUGUCGUGCAGUUGACGGUGCAGUACAGGAUGAACAGCAAGAUCAUGUCCUUAAGCAAUAAGCUCACGUACGAGGGGAAGCUGGAGUGUGGUUCAGACAAAGUGGCCAACGCGGUGAUAGCCCUGCCCAACUUCAAGGACGUCAAGCUGAACCUGGAGCUUUACGCCCAUGAUUCUGAUAACCCCUGGCUGGCGGGAGCGUUUGAGCCGGACAAUCCUGUUUGUUUUCUUAACACAGAUAAGGUCCCAGCUCCAGAACAAAUUGAGAAUGGCGGCGUGAGCAACAUCACAGAAGCCAGACUCGUCGUCUUUCUAACCUCAGUUUUUAUUAAGGCUGGCUGCAGCCCCUCCAACAUCGGCAUCAUCGCGCCAUACAGGCAGCAGCUAAGGACCAUCAGUGACUUACUGGCACGAUCUUCUGUCGGGAGGGUCGAAGUUAACACAGUGGACAAAUACCAGGGAAGGGACAAGAGCCUCAUCCUGGUGUCCUUCGUCAGGAGUAAUAAGGAUGGAACUCUUGGCGAGCUGCUGAAGGAUUGGCGACGGCUCAAUGUGGCGAUAACCAGAGCCAAGCACAAACUGAUCCUCCUGGGCAGCGUGUCCUCGCUGCGGCGCUUCCCGCCUUUGGAGAGGCUCUUUGACCAUCUGAACGCGGAGCAGUUGAUCGUGGACCUUCCAUCAAGGGGGCAUGAGAGUCUCUGCCACGUGCUGGGUGAUCUUCAAAGAGACUGAACACUACACCCCUGCCUCCAGCGUCGUAGGCCUUGGCGUCACCUGCUCCAGCUCAGGUUUGCUGGGACUCCACGCUUAAACUGUGAGGAUGCCUUUAGGCUAAAGGUACAAAGUGAAGUGACUGUGUUCUCUUCAAAGUUCCAGGUUUUUCUUUUCUAUUUCUUACUGUAAUCUUGUUAAACAUGAAAUUCUGUCACCGCGUAAAAUUUUACUUAUUAGUACCAAUGUACCUCAAACUGAGAAGUCUAAAUCUGUGAGUACUUCAAGUGUAUCUGUAUAUGAUCGAGAAAAGUGAGAUUUUCCCACCUUUAAAGGUGGAUUGAAACUUUAACCCAAGGUUGAGAUCUCAACAAACGGAAUAGAAUUUCAGGUCUAAUUCCAGAAUCAGAGAAGUUCUAUUUAAAGAUUGGAUGGACUGGCUUGUUUGCGUCGCUUGAAGCCGCUCUGUGCUAAGGGGAGCGGGUGUGAUUACUCUGAAUUUUGGGUGUCCUGGUUUUCAGUGUCAAAUGUGUUUCCCUUUAAGCCUAGUCUUUGAAUUACAUCCCUGAGUGGUGUGCUUCCAGGAAGUUUUUCUUCCUCUUCUCCAUAAUCAUUGUCUCCUCAUGUCCCCUUCGUUAACUUUUGGAAUACAGCAUUUCAAUAUUACAGGAGGAUUUGAUAUAAAACAAUUUUUUUUUGAGAAGGAGUUUUGUUUUCUGAAUUGAUGCCAGCUUACAAGGUACACCCUAUUUUUAUUUGGUUUGCCUCUUUGGGGGCAUUACUCAGUUUUUCCUUCUAUGUACUGAUGUUUCAAAAAAUAAACUUGCAUAUAAGGUGACAUUUUCACAAAAGGGUCCCUUCUCCUGGAGGGAAAAGCUUCUACCUCACUUAGUGGAAGUUUAAAUAUGUUAAAUUGUUGGUGCUUCUACCUUUUAUAUUAUUUAAAAGUACAAU